GUGCUAGAUAUCCCAUCAUGUCUCGGAGAGCCAAUAAGUCAGUGAAGGGUCCCGCGACCAAGAGCGACCAGGAGCGGAGGAGAGAGGAGCGAGCGACGAAGGCCGCGUACCGGCGGGAGAGAAAGGCCAGGUCGUACCUCGAGGACGAUGAGAACUUUGCGGGGUUCGCGAAUCAGCUGGCCGUGAUGGGGCUAAAGAUACGGGACAUCCCCGGAGAUGGGAACUGUUUGUUCCGAGCGUUGAGCGAUCAGCUGGAGGGUCACAGUAACAACCACCUGCAGCACAGAAGGGAGGUGGUGGAGUACAUCAUACAGCACAGGCAGGAUUUUGAACCUUUUGUAGAGGACGACGUCCCGUUUGACAGACAUGUUGCAGAGUUAAGGAAACAUGGCACUUACGCUGGAAAUGAUGCCAUUGUUGCCUUUGCCAGACUACAUGGUGUGAAUGUUGUCAUCCACCAGCUGAACAAGCCACUGUUUCAUGUGAAGGGUAGUGACCGGAGGGACUCUCCAGAGCUGCACAUCUCGUACCAUAACGGUGAUCAUUACUGCAGCGUCAGGAGGGCAGCCGACAACUCUGACAGACCCGCAAAUGUCAAAAUUGCACCAGGAGCAGGGGAAGAUAGGGGACGGCACAGACAAAACGAUCGUCAUACCAACAGGCCAGACUACAGAUCAGACUAUCCCAUCAUCAGUGACUUCACAGCUGAGGAACUGUCCUUCCUGAGUGAAGACAGGACAGACAUGGAGGAGUUUGUUAUGAACAGUACAGGCUGUCAGGACUUGCGACUUAUCCGUGAAACUCUAGAAGACCAUCAUUAUGAUUUGGAGAGCACAGUAGACUUCAUCACACAGAUCAUGUUCCUCAACAGUGAAAAUGCUCCUGAUAUGCCAAAGAAGCUCGCUAGGAGUCCCUCCUCGGACUACAACAUUAACCAGAGAACAGCGAAUUCCCACCUCUGGUCGGAGGACGGCACCGCGAACAGGGUCUUCGGUGGUACGGGGAGCGUCAGAAGUACCAGUAGUCACUCCAGCAGUGGUGGCAGUGACAGCAGUAGGGGGGCAGGGGGAGGGGCGAGGGCGAAGGUACACUCACAACAGAAGCAACCUCAAACUAAGGUACGCAGGGGACAGGUGAGAUUGGAGAAGAAGAAACGACAAGAGGAGAGACACAGACAGAAAGUAGUCGGUAACAGACAGCAGGAUGAGCAAAACGAAGAUGCCAACACAGUUCUCGUUAAAGACAUGAGCUUACUCAGCAUAUAAUAUAAUAAUGAAGCCAUCCAGAAACAAUGUACAUGUAUAGGUUAUAAUAUAGGAGAUUUGAGUCUGUCUCUUCUACCAUCUCUGGCAAAAAUUAAACAGAAAUAUUCAAAGAUAUUUAAAACUUCUCAACCAUCCAUUUGAAAGUGACAUCUUU
Molecule: messenger RNA, 1419 nt
Organism: Branchiostoma belcheri (Belcher's lancelet)
Lineage: Eukaryota; Metazoa; Chordata; Leptocardii; Amphioxiformes; Branchiostomatidae
Product: OTU domain-containing protein 3-like
Exons: 8
Coding region: 18-1265 (415 amino acids)
Biological process (GO): protein deubiquitination
Molecular function (GO): cysteine-type deubiquitinase activity
Source: RefSeq, a predicted model, not a curated record